Paralichthys olivaceus (Japanese flounder) is the source of this 3198-nucleotide messenger RNA. It is a transcript of the gene mcm4, whose product is annotated as minichromosome maintenance complex component 4. Lineage: Eukaryota; Metazoa; Chordata; Actinopteri; Pleuronectiformes; Paralichthyidae. Gene Ontology annotation, cellular component: MCM complex; nucleus. Gene Ontology annotation, molecular function: ATP hydrolysis activity; ATP binding; single-stranded DNA binding. The record is from RefSeq and is a predicted model, not a curated record. Gene Ontology annotation, biological process: DNA replication; mitotic DNA replication initiation; double-strand break repair via break-induced replication.
GAACCAUCCCGGCCUCCCAUUGGUCCAAAGUUCCCCGCGAAAAUUACGUCAGUCGCAGUUUCGCGCCAGAUCUGCAGCACAAGGACGUGAACACCAGAAGAGAUACUGCGACAACAAUGUCUUCUCCAAUGUCGACUCCUGGAGGCCGCAAACGUGGAAGGAGCACCAACCCCUCCACGCCCACCAGCGAGGGCCCCAUCUCGCCUCCCUCUCAAAGGCGCCGGGGUCAGGACUCCUCCACCGGGGACCUCAUGCCGAUGCCCACCUCCCCGGCCACUGACCUGCUCAGUCCCUCUGCACCUCAGGACGCUUCUCUGUUCUCCAGCCCACGACCAUCAGUCUUACCCAAUGACGUGGACAUGAGCUCCCCCCUCAUGUACGGGACCCCCAGCUCCAGGGUGGAAGGGACCCCUCGCAGCGGAGUGCGUGGCACCCCGGCCAGACAGCGUCCUGACCUGGGGUCGGUCAGGAAGGCUCCACAGGUUGAUCUCCAGUCUGAGCCGCCGAGUGCUGACGGUGCAGCCGCCAACGAACCGAACGCCGGCCAGAGACUGGUGAUCUGGGGGACUGACGUCAACGUUGCAAUCUGCAAGGAGAAGUUUCAGAGGUUCCUGCAGAGGUUCAUUGACCCGACUUCCAAGGAAGACGAGAACGCUGGUCUGGAUCUGAACGAGCCGUUGUACAUGCAGAAGCUGGAAGAGAUCAGUGUUGUUGGAGAUCCGGUGCUGAAUGUGAAUUGUCUACAUGUGCAGUCUUUUGAUUCAGAACUUUACAGGCAGCUCAUCUGUUACCCGCAGGAAGUCAUUCCCACUUUCGACAUGGCCGUCAACGAACUUUUCUUUGAGCGUUUCCCAGACUCCAUUUUGGAAUACCAGAUCCAAGUUCGCCCCUACAACGCUCUGAAAACCAGAAACAUGCGGAGCCUGAACCCAGAAGACAUCGAUCAGCUAAUCACCAUCAGCGGCAUGGUGAUCCGCACCUCGCAGCUCAUCCCCGAGAUGCAGGAGGCUUUCUUCCAGUGCCAGGUGUGCGCCUACAGCACCCGCGUGGAGGUGGAUCGCGGGCGCAUCGCUGAGCCGGCUGUGUGUCGCCACUGCAACACCACCCACAGCCUGGCGCUCGUUCACAAUCGCUCCGCCUUUUCAGACAAACAGAUGAUCAAGAUUCAGGAGUCCCCUGAAGACAUGCCAGCCGGUCAGACUCCACACACAACUAUCAUCUACGCUCAUAACGACCUGGUGGACAAAGUGCAGCCAGGAGACCGAAUAAACAUCACUGGUGUCUACAGAGCUGUCCCCAUGCGCGUGCACCCACGCCAGAGCAACGUGAAGUCCGUGUACAAGACCCACAUAGACGCCAUCCACUUCCGCAAGACGGACGAGAAGCGUCUCCACAGUCUGAACGAUGAUGCCGAUCAGAAGCUGUUCACCGAAGUCAGGGUGCAGACGCUGAAGGAGCUGGCGGCCAAGCCGGACGUCUACGAACGCCUCUCUUCUGCACUCGCGCCGAGUAUCUACGAGCACGAGGACAUCAAAAAGGGCAUCUUGCUGCAGCUGUUUGGCGGCACCCGUAAGGACUUCAGUCAGACCGGCCGUGGCCACUUCCGUGCGGAGGUGAACAUCCUGCUCUGCGGAGACCCUGGCACCAGCAAGUCCCAGCUGCUGCAGUACGUCUUCAACCUGGUGCCCCGCGGCCAGUACACGUCAGGAAAGGGCUCCAGCGCCGUGGGUCUCACCGCCUACGUGAUGAAGGACCCGGAGACCCGGCAGCUGGUCCUGCAGACAGGAGCUCUGGUGCUCAGCGACAAUGGCAUCUGCUGCAUCGACGAGUUCGACAAGAUGAGUGACAGCACGCGCUCGGUGCUGCACGAGGUCAUGGAGCAGCAGACCCUCUCUAUUGCCAAGGCUGGAAUCAUUUGCCAGCUGAACGCUCGUACCGCUGUGUUGGCCGCCGCCAACCCGAUUGAAUCUCAGUGGAACCCGAAGAAGACGACCAUCGAGAAUAUCCAACUGCCGCACACGCUGCUGUCCAGAUUCGACCUUAUUUUCUUGAUGCUGGACCCUCAAGACGAGGCGUAUGACCGCAGGCUGGCCCACCACCUGGUGUCGCUGUACUACCAGAGCGAGGAGCAGAUCGAGGAGGAGUACCUCGACAUGACCGUGUUGAAGGACUACAUCGCAUACGCACGAACCAACAUCAAUCCAAGACUGAGUGAAGAAGCCGGCCAGGCCCUCAUUGAGGCCUACGUGGACAUGAGGAAGAUCGGCAGCGGUCGAGGAAUGGUGUCCGCCUACCCCCGACAGCUGGAGUCCCUGAUCCGCUUGGCAGAGGCCCACGCUAAAGUGCGCUUCUCGGAGAAGGUGGAGACGAUCGACGUGGAGGAGGCCAAGCGGCUCCACCGCGAGGCUCUCAAACAGUCAGCAACAGACCCCAGGACAGGUUUUGUUGACAUCUCUAUUCUCACAACAGGUAUGAGCGCCACCGCCCGCAAGCGUAAGGAGGAAGUUGCCCAAGCUCUAAAGAAAAUGAUCCAGGCCAAGGGAAAGAUGCCGGCCAUAAAAUACCAGCAGCUGCUGGAUGACCUCAGAGGACAGUCGGAAACUGCGAUCACGAAGGAGCUGUUCGAUGAGGCGCUCCGGGCGCUGUCUGACGAGGAUUACCUGACAGUUACUGGAAAGACGGUUCGUCUCCUGGCCUGAGACGCACCCUGCACUACACCCUGUACAGUCCCUUAUAAUAAUUAAUAAAUCCUGUCCCGUGUCAACCUCUUUUCUCGUGCUGUUAAAAAAGAAAGUUUGUAUAAUUGAAGCACCGAGUGUUUUCUGGGCUUGUUAGAUGUUUAAAUAGAUUUUUGAGAUGUGAUUCACCAGAUGAGUCAUUCAAGUAAAAAAAAAAUGGGAACAAAAUAAAAACACCCUCACAAUUAAUAGAGCUCAUAUUUAAACGUGCUUUCAUUUCUAAUGUUUUCAUUGAUGCUCUUGAUGUUUUAUUUUCUGACGGUAAAAAAAGCUCUUUCCUUCCAACUUGUACAUUAUCACUGAGUCUCACUUUUGUUUUUGUGAUGUAAUAAAGCUUGAAACAUAUUGUGUUUGUAUCAGAUUUCUAAAAACUCUCAAAGUUCAGUACUUGACUAUUUCCAGUUUUGACUUCUAGCUUGUAUUGACUAUUAGUAGAGAAAAUAAAAUGUUGCUGCCUCAA